AUGUCGUUUUCCGGGGCUCAGGACGCCCAUUUCCCGGACCGCGGGCCAGCAGUCUUUGCUGUUACGACCGCCACCCUGGCGCUAGCGACGCUUUUCGUGGCGGCUCGGAUGGUUUCGAGGUUUGGCAUCCUUCGCAGCACCGGCUGGGACGACUACAUCAUGAUUCUUGCCUGGAUCCUAGCCCUAUUUUUGAGUCUCGCCAUUGAUCUGGGAGCACAGCGAGGACUUGGCCGGCAUGACCAGAACAUCGACCCGGCAGAUAGGGGUCGGCUGAGGACGAGCGAAUAUGUCUUUUCCAUCCUCUAUAAUCCUGCGCUCAUGGCGACCAAGACGUCUAUUCUGGUCUUCUAUCUCCGUCUGGCCAAGAAUACCCAAAAGAUUUUACGCCUGGCCUCCUGGGCCGUCCUGGGGGUGGUCAACGUGGCCGGCACCAUUCUGACCUUCAUGAACAUCUUCCAAUGCGACCCCAUCAAUGCCGCAUGGGACAUCAGCGUCAAGCCCGUCAAGUGUAUCCCGCUCCUCACCGAGUUCAUUUGCUCGGCGCCUGUCAAUGUGACAACAGACCUUGCAAUCCUGGCACUUCCGAUACCCGCUCUCACAAGCAUGCGGUUGCCUCUGAAGCAAAAGACGAUCAUGGUCUUGACCUUCGCGCUCGGUAUCUUUGUGACAAUAGUCGACGUCGUCAGGAUUUACUAUCUCCAACAGGCCAUUGAGUACGUCCCAAUGAGCUCGACCUCGGACGCAAUGGCCAUGUUUGGCCAGAGCGCCGGUUUCUCCUGGAAUGCCUCGUUCUCGUUGAUGUGGUCGGCCGUCGAAGUCAACGUCGGUAUCAUCUGUGCCUGCGUCCCAACCCUGAAGCCGCUCAUGAUUCGGAUCCUGCCCGCCAUCAUCAUUGACCCGGACGGCACACGCAGGAGCAGCACCCUGAGUAGCCAGUACACGAGCGGCAGGCCGAAACCGAAUGCUGCCGAUGAUAGCCAGUCCCCUGCCCACGUUCUCUCGGCCGGUCUAACUCAAAUGCUUGCGGACCCACCGGCGUUACGCCUCACCCCGCCAGAAGACAGGUUGUCCGAAGAGAUAUCCAUCAGGGACUUCCUGUCCGGCGCGCCGCAGCCUCGUGCCUCGAUUGCUCAUAGCUCGGGGCAAAAUCCGUCAAUACUCCUGCCCCAGCAGCACGACUCCACGUCAGUUUACUUUGGAUUCGUCAAUGUAAAGCGGCCAAAGAGCAUGCUCAAAACCACGGCAUCCGAGUCCUUCCAGUAUUGCACCAUCGUCAGCAUUCUGUUCUUCAUCUGGGGCUUCUCAUACGGUCUUCUCAACACUCUCAACAAUGUUGUCGCCGACGUUGCUAACAUGACCACCGCCCAGACCUUGGGUCUUACCAGCAUCUACUUUGGGGGAGGGUACUUCUUCGGUCCUCUUCUGGUGGGCGAAUGGCUGCUUCGGCACGACGAGCAUCACCGCUGCAAAACGAGAGGCCGAGGCCGGCCCGAGUCGGUAGGUGGCUUCAAGGCAACUUUCAUCGCCGGCCUGCUGAUCUACGGCACGGGCACAAUCAUGUUUUGGCCGAGCGCCGUCCUGGCUGCAUAUGGCGGCUUCAUGGUCAGCAGCUUUGUGGUGGGGUUCGGCCUCGCCGUGCUAGAAACCGCCGCCAACCCAUUUAUCGCCCUGUGCGGACCUCCUGAGUACGCCGACGCACGGCUCCUCCUCGCGCAGGGCGUCCAAGCCGCCAGCAGCGUGCUAAGCGGGCUCCUGGCCAACAAUGUCUUUUUCGCGCGAAACCUCGCUGCCCGUCGAGGGGAAGCCGCCACCCUGAUCGACGUGCAGUGGACCUACUUGGCCGUGACGCUUCUCUCCGUUCUUCUGGCGCUCUUGUUCUACUAUAUGCCCCUUCCCGAGCUGUCGGACGACGAGCUGGCCGAGCUUGCCUCCCACCUGCCCGUCGACCUGCGACAGAAACCGCUCGGCGGCAGGAUUACGCUGCGGACGUGGGCCAUCGCGCUCGCUGUGCUCGCCCAGUGGACGUACGUCGCCGCGCAGGAAAACACGUCACUCUUUUUCCAUGACCUGAUUGCCUCCUUCUUGCCGCCAUCUGCAUCGGCCGCAUCCUCGUCCUCGUCUGAAGGCUUAACAAUUUCCAUCCCAUCCUACCUGCUAAUAGCGCACACGGCCUUCUGCGCCUCCCGCUUCCUCGCCGCGCUGCUAUGCUACCUCUCCUCUUCUUCCCGAUCCUCUUCCCAGAAGCCACAACCAUCAUCCCGUCCGACUCAAGCAUUGUUGAACAGCCUACUACCCACUUCACGGGGGAUUCUGGCCAUCUCCAUUGCCCUCUCGACCUUGGCCGCACUAACGACCGUCCUGCUCUCCCCUCGUAACAAUAACACAGGCAUAAACCCGAAUCUGCCCGCAAUCCCAAUAAUCCUCUUCUUCUUUUUCGAGGGCCCCAUAUGGCCUCUGAUCUUUUCCCUGGGCCUGCGCGGCCAAGGAGCGAGGACCAAGCGGGCCGCCGCCUGGCUGACCAUGGGCGGGUCGGCGCCGGGCGUGUGGCCAUUUGUUGCAUGGGGGAUCACCCUUGCUGGACAACGACAGCAGCAACAAGACGGGGUCCGUCUCUCGUUUGUGCUGGUUGUGCUCCUCAUGGCGGUCGCCGGGGUGUACCCUCUUUUUCUCGGGCUUGUGCGCGGGGCGAGGGAGCUUGUUGAUUUUCAACACACGGUUGAGGUUCAUACCUCUCCUAUUCCUAGUGCUAGGAGUAGGAGUGAUGAUCAAGGCGCUGCUGGUGCAGGGGAACGAGAUGUUGAGAUGGGAGCGGAUCGUGCUAUUAGUCAUAGUGAUGGCUACAAUGGCGAUGAUGGUAGCGGUAGGACUGGUGAGAAACCUGAAGUGAUAGGCGGAGGGCCAAACGCUCAGGGGCAGGGACUUGGACAAGGGAACGUAUUAGAUACCUCUAUUUUACAAAGCUAG
Messenger RNA from Canariomyces notabilis, 2964 nucleotides. RefSeq lists its product as uncharacterized. The record is from RefSeq and is a predicted model, not a curated record. The coding region runs from base 1 to 2964 and encodes 987 amino acids. Lineage: Eukaryota; Fungi; Ascomycota; Sordariomycetes; Sordariales; Chaetomiaceae. The transcript has 2 exons.